AUGAAGGCGGCACUACGGACCGGGAGACGGCGGCCGUUCCAGCGGUUUUGCUGCUGUGGGUUCGGAGUGUUGGCAGUCAUAUGGCUCGCACAGGUCCUGCACCUGACAGAGACAGAGUCCGCUGGUUCUGAGCUGGGUGAAGAACUGCAUUUUGACUGGUCCAGACGGACACUGAUGCAAGAUAUAGCUGAGAACCAGACUGCAGAACCACCCCGUGCAGCCAUUCACGAGUUCCCUGAAGACAUCUUCACCAAAGAGCAGCGUAGGAGAGGAGCUGUGCUUCUCCAUGUGCUGUGUGCCAUCUACAUGUUUUAUGCGCUUGCCAUUGUGUGCGAUGACUAUUUCGUUCCCUCUCUGGAGAAAAUUUCAGAGAACCUGCAGCUAAGUGAAGAUGUGGCGGGAGCCACCUUCAUGGCAGCAGGAAGUUCUGCCCCUGAGCUCUUCACCUCUCUCAUUGGUGUGUUCAUCACUAAGGGAGAUGUGGGUGUGGGAACCAUCGUAGGUUCUGCUGUGUUUAAUAUCCUGGUCAUCAUCGGAGUGUGUGGAAUCUUCACGAGGCAGACAGUAGCACUGACCUGGUGGUCUCUCUUCAGAGAUUCCAUCUACUACAUCUUCUCAGUACUCGCCUUGAUCUUGGUUAUCUAUGAUGAGAGAGUUGUCUGGUGGGAGUCCAUGCUCCUCAUAUCUAUGUAUGGAGUCUACAUCCUCAUUAUGAAGUUUAACAGUCAGAUCUGGGGGUUUGUGGAGAGGAGGUGUGGAGGUCCUGGACGGUGUUGCGGCGGAGGAGCUGACAUGCCUCGCGACGAGGAGGCAGGAGAGGAAGGGGCCAACUGCAACACCUCCAUGGUGCUCCUGAGGAAAGGUAAUUCGGGGAACCAGGAGUCUCCGGUGGUCAUGGUGGAUGAGUUGUUAAUCCUGCGUCCUCACCAGUUCUCCUUCUCUGAGGCCAGCCUGCGCAUCAUGAUCACGCCCCACUUUUCACCCCGCACCCGUCUCAGUAUGGCUAGCCGCAUGCUCAUCAGUGAGAGGCAGAGGCUGAUCAGAGAGACGGGAGCGGGCGGAACCCCUGUGAAGACGUUCGGGGCGGGAGGCAUAGAGAACGGAGGGAGUGUGGAGAGACAGACUGCGGAGGAUGGUGUGGAUGGAGAGAGAGGAGUGAAGGGCACGGAGGAGAACGCCCAGCCUGAGGAAGAGGAGGAUGGCGCUGAUGAAUUCUUCAGACCCCUCCAUAUGCCAGACAGUUGCUCCGCCCGGGUAAAGUGGCUGGUAUCCUGGCCCCUGGGUGUCCUGCUGUACUACACUGUGCCAAACUGUGUGCUGCCCCGCUGGCAUCGCUGGUUCAUGGUCACCUUCAUCACCUCCACCCUCUGGAUCGCCAUUUUCUCCUACCUCAUGGUGUGGAUGGUUACCAUCGUCAGUUACACACUGGACAUCCCUGACUACAUCAUGGGCAUCACUUUCCUGGCCGCCGGCACCAGCGUGCCAGACUGCAUGGCCAGCCUCAUCGUCGCCCGCCAAGGGCUGGGGGACAUGGCAGUCUCUAACUCCAUUGGCAGUAAUAUAUUUGAUAUCCUACUGGGUUUGGGUUUCCCCUGGGCUCUCAGAACUCUGGUGGUGGACCACGGAUCGUCGGUGUUCAUCAAUAAUAAAGGCCUGGUCUACUCAGUCAUCCUGCUGCUUGCCUCAGUCUUCCUCACAGUGCUGAGUGUUCACCUGAAUGGAUGGAAGUUGGACAGACGACUGGGCCUGGGCCUGAUCCUUCUCUACGCCGUGUUCCUCCUGUGCUCCAUUCUCUUCGGAAGGCUCUAA
Chanos chanos (milkfish) is the source of this 1809-nucleotide messenger RNA. Its product is annotated as sodium/potassium/calcium exchanger 3. Gene Ontology annotation, molecular function: calcium, potassium:sodium antiporter activity; calcium channel activity. The transcript has 17 exons. The record is from RefSeq and is a predicted model, not a curated record. Gene Ontology annotation, biological process: calcium ion transmembrane transport; intracellular calcium ion homeostasis. Lineage: Eukaryota; Metazoa; Chordata; Actinopteri; Gonorynchiformes; Chanidae. The coding region runs from base 1 to 1809 and encodes 602 amino acids. Gene Ontology annotation, cellular component: plasma membrane.